Molecule: messenger RNA, 1306 nt
Organism: Triticum urartu
Lineage: Eukaryota; Viridiplantae; Streptophyta; Magnoliopsida; Poales; Poaceae
Source: RefSeq, a predicted model, not a curated record
ACAAAUUACUGGCGCACUUUGUCGCCGGUGCGCCAUUAGUUCUAACUACUAAUGGCGCACUUUACCAGGAUGCGUCAUUAGUAUGUUUGAAAAAAUGGAAAUUUUUUUUUGUUACUAGUGGCGCACCUUUUGUCUGGUGCGCCAUUAGUGUCUUCCACACUAAUGACGCACCUCCACCUGGUGUACCAUUAGUAUAUAGUAGUGGCGCACCACAUCUCUGGUGCGCCAUUAGUGUCAAUCCUAUCUUUAGCCCUUUUCCUAGUAGUGUGAUCCCGAGACCUUCGCGAAGAACCGUGAGCUGGAGGUGAUCCACUGCCGAUGGGCCAUGCUUGGUGCCCUAGGUUGUGUCUUCCCUGAGUUGCUCGCCCGCAAUGGCGUUAAGUUUGGCGAGGCUGUUUGGUUCAAGGCUGGCUCCCAAAUCUUCAGCGAGGGUGGCCUCGACUAUCUUGGCAACCCCAGCCUCGUCCACGCGCAAAGCAUCCUAGCCAUUUGGGCUUGCCAAGUUGUGCUCAUGGGCACUGUCGAGGGGUUUCGCAUUGCCGGUGGCCCACUCGGCGAGAUUGUUGACCCGCUUUACCCUGGAGGCAGCUUUGACCCGCUUGGCCUAGCUGACGACCCCGAGGCAUUCACAGAGCUUAAGGUGAAGGAGAUCAAGAACGGUCGCCUUGCCAUGUUCUCCAUGUUUGGCUCCUUUGUGCAGGCCAUUGUCACCGGCAAGGGCCCGCUAGAGAACCUCGCUGACCAUAUCAUUGAUCCUGCCAACAACAAUGCCUGGGCAUUUGCCACCAACUUUGUGCCUGGCAAGUAAGGCACGUACUAGAGCUGAGUUGUGAGCUGGCGAGGUGCUCUGAUUUGUACUACCAUCAUGUAAACUAGGGGUUGGGGCGCCACCUUGUGGCGCCUCCUCAAAGGAAGUUGGGGCGGUGCCAAGUUGGCAGUCGCUCAUUCCAGUUGCUUUUUUGCAAUCUUCAUAAACACAUGAAAAUGGCAUGUUACAAGAAGCCACACUAUAAAUUUUGGAAGAGCUAAAUAAAUGACACUCAAAUACAAUGAGAUUAGAACAUCUUCGUCGAGCUUCGAUCGUUCAUUGCAAUUUAUUAAAGAAAAAACAGGACACUGAUCAUAACAAAAACUAAAAACCAAAGAAAAAAUAGGACAUAGAUUAAGGUUGAUGACGCCCGCGCCCGAGCCGCCAGCCUCGUCGUUGUUGGCGGCCAACGCCAACCCGCGGAGCACGGCAAUACAACAAUACAUAGUCAUUCAAAUAACCGCAAAAUGAGAUAAACUGAGGGUACCUAUGUGAUUU